This is a messenger RNA of Arachis duranensis, 779 nucleotides long. RefSeq lists its product as uncharacterized. The transcript has a single exon. Bases 41 to 643 code for a protein of 200 amino acids. Gene Ontology annotation, cellular component: membrane. NCBI's taxonomy places the organism in Eukaryota, Viridiplantae, Streptophyta, Magnoliopsida, Fabales, Fabaceae. The record is from RefSeq and is a predicted model, not a curated record.
AUAAUAAAAAACAGAAGAUAAUAAAAAACAGAGGUUUGCGAUGAUUUUUCAAUCUUUUAUACUGGAUAAUCUAGUAUACUUAUGCAUGAAGAUAAUGAAUUCGGUCGUUGUGGUCGGACUCUAUUAUGGAUUUCUGAGCACAUUCUCCAUAGGGCCCUCUUAUCUCUUCCUUCUUCGAGCUCGGAUUAUGCAAGAAGGGACCGAGAAGAAACUAUCAGCAACAGCUGGGUUUAUUACGGGACAGCUCAUCAUGUUCAUAUCGAUCUAUUAUGCGCCUUUGCAUCUAGCAUUGGGUAGACCUCAUAUAAUAACUGUCAUACCUCUACCCUAUCUUUUAUUUCAUUUCUUCGGCAAUAAUAAAAAAAACUUUUUGAAUUAUGGGGACAAGAAAAAGAAUUCAAUACGUAAAUUUAGCAUUCAAAGAAUAUUCUUUACUAAUCUUAUUUUUCAGUUAUUUAACCCCCUUGUCUUACCAAGUUCCAUAUUAGUAAGAUUAGUAAACAUCUAUAUGUUUAGAUGCAACAAUAAAUUGUUGUUUGGAGUAUUCAAAUCCGCACGAAUCGGAUUUUUUGAGGAGCAUAUCGAGAGAGAAUUGGAUUUGGUUAGACAAUGUGUGGUUGGUAAACAAGGAUCGGUUUUUUAGCAAGGUACGGAAUGUAUCAUCAAAUAUUCAAUAUGAUUCCACGAGAUCUAGUUUCAUUCAAGUAACGGAUUCUAGCCAAUUGAAAGGAUCUUCUGAUCAAUCCAGGGAUUCCAUUAGGAAUGAGGAUUCGGAAUAU